Haliotis rubra (blacklip abalone) is the source of this 2397-nucleotide messenger RNA. RefSeq lists its product as uncharacterized. The coding region runs from base 476 to 1642 and encodes 388 amino acids. Lineage: Eukaryota; Metazoa; Mollusca; Gastropoda; Lepetellida; Haliotidae. The transcript has a single exon. The record is from RefSeq and is a predicted model, not a curated record.
UUUACAAGAGAAGAAGAAAUUCAUUUUCGUUUCUGAUUCCGAUUUAAUAUAUGCCGACACAAUAGGGUUAACUCCACUGUUUACUCGCAAAGUUAAAGAGAAGGGAAGGCGCCGCGCCAGUAAUAGUUUUCGUUCCGCUUUAUUGGUGGACCCGGAAGUUCAUAUUUUGGGUAUCAUAGCAACGAUUUUCACUUCCGGGAUUUAUGUUGACAUACGAGAGGCGAAGAACUGAGGUAACCACCAUACGCAAGGUCCUCGGUUUUUGGAUCUGUUCACCGAUGACAGUGCUAGUAAUGCUGGUUCAGUUACGAUGAAUACUCCACGUCAUGUCAAGAAGCAGAUGCAGAUUUGGAUGAGUUCUCGAGUUUUCAUAGAAGUGGGCGUGGUCGCAAAUAGCUCCAAGUUAACAAGCAUGUGUCUAUUCUAUUGUUACUGAUGACACAGAUGACAAUUUAGGUGUUUGCUGACUAUAGACAUGGGUAAAGCAUUUACCAAGCAGGAGACUUUACCCCAUGUGAGGCCAUCCACCUCUCGACCAGCUUACCAAGUCCUGUAUGAACACAGUGGAGGUAGCUCCCUUGCAUGUGAUUGUCUUGUGUAUGGAUUGCAGCCUCACUGCACAGAAAACAGACAUUUCCAUGCAGCUAUUGGAAAGUUUGGAGAACUAAUUGUCACAGAUUUGUCAUAUAAAAGGAAGUGGAUAAUAAAGACAACUAUUGACAAAAAAUGCCUUAUACCAAAGAAAGUUAUGAGAGGCACUGGUCUCAUUCAUUGCACUGUGAUUGGUUUUAGUAAAGGCAUUGCUGUGGUUCAGUGUUUCUUCCAGCGAGCUGUAAACUUCUUUAUAUGUGACAUCAAUAAGCAAAACGUUCUUUGUAAAUUUGAGAGGAGAUACCAAGGUCAAGAGAAGUUGCACUUGUUUGAAUGUUGUAUGAGUAUGGAUCUUCAGUACAUUGUACUAAAGAAAAACCCUCUUUAUCAACCUGAAUGUUUUCUAGAGUAUGAACAACAUGAUUUUAUCUUGUUGAAAAUGUCAGUAGAUUUUUCUUGCUGUAAAGAAGUCCCCCUCCCAGAGAUGUCUUUUGAGAGAAUGUCUGUUAUAUUUGAUCCUGCUGUUCCAACAAAGUCACUCAUUGUGGCAAGAAUGAACACUUGUGGACCUAAAUUAUGUCGGAUUAUUCUGGAAGAUUGUACAACAUCUGUUACUGAAGACAUUGCCUUAGGUUGUGCAGCAGCCCAUGACAAGUUUUCAGUUCUGCAAAACGUUCAUGACCAACGUUUAAUCAUACUAUCUGUGCUGGGGGAUUCCACAAAUAAUCCAUUACCUGCUAUCUGCAAGAAUUUCAAUGUUACGAACUACAUGUAUGACUUGAACUUACAGUUUAAAGGACAAUUCACAUACAUAUCUUCAAAUGGCCUCCAUCACUUUGCACCAGUGUUUUCACCAAGUGGACAAUUUCUCUCAUGUGCUCAGCAAGUCCUAAGUCUUGUCUCCUCAUUCCGUCUAAAGACAUUGAAAGAAAUAUGUCGUGCAUCACUUCAAGAACUUGUCUUAUCUGAAGAUAUGGUAAAACUGCCUUUGCCUCCAUCUCUUGUUCGAUACAUUCAGGGUUUUGAUGGUGCUUGUCAGAUACAGCAGUGAUUUCAUUGUGCUGUGCAUGAAGUUAAGGUUAUGCCCCCUGAUCAAUAGUGCCAGGUUUUGUCCUGACACAAGCAUCCUCGUACUUUAACUAUACUAGUUCAGGGGGUAGAGCGAACUGUAUUUCUUUAGUACACACUGCUUCCGUACGUAUAACAUGCUGACAUUUUUCCUGCUAUUUUCUCCCUUGUGCCCUCGUGCUGUGAUUGUUGUCAUCAAUUCUGAACAGUACCUUUUUGUCCGAACACCCUGCAUCACAGGCCUUUAGUUGUAACCCCGACUUGUAUGAUGCUCAGAUAGUUCUGUUUCACUGGAACUUGGAAGUCAGAAAAUGAGAUUACAGACCAUCUCUCCAUGCGAUAUCUUUUUCCUUCUUGUGUGCACAUGCUCUGUAAUAAGUUCUGUUCUUUGAGACCCUUUUAUCAGUACAACCUGCUUGCCGUAUUUCAGGACAUGGAAUACUCCAAUACCCCUGAUAAAUUAAAUAAAAAGAAUUAUCAAACUAAUCAUUGUAAAAGCUUUUCAAAUAAUUUCCAAAGUUGAUACAUCUGUAUGAGCCCUGCAGGCCUGUAUUCAUUUACACUAACAGUUGUAGUGAAACAGUACACCUUCGUAUGUCUUAAUUAUGAUCUCUGUUUUCACUAUAUUAAAGUGCACACAUAUUUAUUGAUAAGGGACUGUUCAUAAUGUAUCUCUAGGGGUGAUGAUGAUUUUAUGGAGAAGCAUGUACAAUGUGACUGCCCCCAUUUUAAAAAAAA